GGCAACCAGUCCGACUCGGGCCGUCGGGGCGAGCGGAGCGCGGGACAGAGCAGGGCCUGUGGCACCCCAGAGGGGCACGUGGUGGACGCGGCCGCCGCGCCUCGCGAGGUGAAGCUCGCGGCCCGGGCCUGCAGGUCACGGCGGCGGCGACCCUGCCGGUGGGGCCCACAAGGGCCCGCGGGGGCCCCAGUGCUUUACUCGCCGGUGUCCGGAGACAGGCACCUCCACGUCGACCACCACCUGCACGUCGGCGACCCGCCCGCCCGCCCGCGACUGGAACUGCGCCGUCGCGGAACAGGGCGAGACCGUGAGGUUGAGACAUGGCGGGCAUCACCAUGGACCACGACGCCCAACGGCUCAACCUGCUCGGCAACCUGAGCCAGCUGUACAAUGUCUCGUUCGACGACCUGCAGCUGGCGCUCAACCUCAGCGCGCAGGCCGAGCAGGCUGACUGCUACUGCCCCUCAGGAGUCCGUGAGGUGUCCGCGGCGUACAGGGACUACCACGGCUACGUAUCGCUCGUCGUGUGCACGGCCGGCAUCCUGGCCAACGCCAUCAACCUGGCCGUGCUGACGCGGCCCGCCCUGGCCACGGCGCCCGUCAACCGCCUGCUGACUGGGCUCGCGGCCGCCGACAUGCUGGUCAUGGCCGAGUACGCGCCGUUCGCCGCCUACCUGUACCUGUCGCCUCCGCGGUCGCACUACUCGCGGGCCGGCGCCACGUUCCUCCUCGUGCACAUGCACUUCUCGCAGCUGCUGCACACGGCCUCCAUCUGCCUCACGCUCUCGCUGGCCGCCUGGAGGUACAUCGCCGUCCAGUUCCCCCAGCUGGCGCCGCGGCUGUGCACGGACGGGCGGUGCUGGCUGGCGCUGCUGCUGUCGCUGCUCACGCCGCUGCCGCUGUGCGCGCCCUCGCUGCUCGUGUUCUCGGUGCGCGAGACGCGGCGCAAGCGCGACGACGGCCGGCUCGUGUCGCGCUUCCACGUCGACCUGAGCGAGCACGCGCGCCGCCACAACCAGCUGCUCUACGAACUCAACCUCUGGUUCCACGCCGUGCUCGUCAAGCUCCUGCCCUGCGCCAUCCUCACGGCCAUCAGUAUAUCGCUGAUGCGGACACUGUACACGGCCAAGCAGCGCAAGAAGCAGCUGAGCGGGCAGGGGCAGCCCGUGGUGAAGCUGUGCCCCAAGCAAGCGCACAACAACAACGCGCGCCGCUCCCGGGCCGAGAAGCGCGCCGACCGCACCACCAGGAUGCUGCUCGCCGUCCUGCUCCUCUUCCUGGCCACCGAGUUCCCGCAGGGCGUGCUCGGUUUGAUGAGUGGCGUGCUGGGCCGGUGCUUUUUCCGGCGAUGCUACCAGCUGUUCGGCGAGGCGCUCGACAUCCUGGCACUGCUCAACGGCGCCAUCAACUUCAUCCUGUACUGCGCCAUGAGCCGGCAGUACAGGCAGACCUUCAGGCAGCUGUUCAGCCCGGCCUGGCGCCUGGCGCUGGGUCCCUGGUGCCGGAGGAAAGGCGUCCAGUGCGCAAAGAGUGUGAACGGGUCCGUGCCCGCGCCGCGGGCCCCGCCGGCGCCUUCGCCUGUUUCCGCCAACGGAGUGGUUGCCGCCGGCAACGCCUCCUCCGCCGCCUCCGCCGCCGCCGCCUCACCUGCUGCGCUCUGCGGGCAGACCACCGCCCUUUGAGCGCCGUCCUCCCCACCUUGUCGUCACCGCCGUCACAGCCGGUGUGCGGUCCGCCGUGCUGCCGCCGCACGCCCCGCCAUCCCCCGCCCCGCCCCACUUCUAUAGUUUGAACCCUCCCGCGCCGCGGCCCCCGGCCUGGGUGCAAUGGGCAUGAAUGCUAUACUCAUUUCAAAGUUUCCCGCGUCUGAGUGUGGGCUGUACCGGACGGACAGAGCUUGAUCGCCCCGCCGCGCCUCCGCCUCCUCCUUUGACGUCACUCACGACACCACCACCGUGUUCCUUCCCACCAUACCGCCGCGCCGCGCCGCCCCGCCCACCCCUUUCUCAACCCUUUCUCAGGCCCUCUUUCCUGAUCUCGUCCGGGAUCUCCCACGUGGCCGGACUUAUCCCUCUGAGCUACCCCCGUUUCUUUACCCGUCCCCAUUUCCCUUGGCGCCGGCCUAGCAGUGUCUCAAUGGAAUCAGCGCGGUGACCAGUGGCACGGCACGGCUGAUGGGAUAAGACUCCCCCCACCACACAUUUUCCAGACCGAUGGCAGUUUUGUUUAGUUUGUAAACGCUUAUGAAUGAUUUGAACUCGGCCAGUCUAUCCAAGAAGUAAACUCUGUCGUAAAGUACUUAAAGUAGAGUUAAAAAACAUGAUCAUUUUCUGAUCUGAUGAACGGCGUUAAUGUUUCUGGGGAUUACCUAAACGAAUUUGCCUCUCAUUAAGGCGCAAUGAAUAAUUAGAAGGCCUCGGGGAGGUCACGCUCGAGGGUGGUGGGGUUUUGCGAUGCGCGCGGCGCGUUGUCGAAAUUUAUUGGGUCGGAUGCAUUAUCGAUGAGGUCGGUCGAUCACCGGCCCUCGUUACACGGGCGCUCGGCCGUGUCCAGGACCUUGGGAAUAAUCUCGUGAUGUUGUGAACUUAGCCGUAAGUAGUGUAUAUAUUAAAAAAACAAAUAUUGUAUGAAUAACUUUGUACAUUUUUUUUGUUGAACCAAUUCAACUUUGUGUGUGAGGAAGUGUUUUCUGUGGACGUUUUGCUGUAAACUUGGCAGUAUCAUUAACACGAUUCAAACUUUUUUAAACAAUUAUUUAUAGUCCAUAUGUACUAAAAUAUUACAAUAAAUACAUUUAUUGACAGA
Frankliniella occidentalis (western flower thrips) is the source of this 2805-nucleotide messenger RNA. RefSeq names its product G-protein coupled receptor dmsr-1-like. The coding region runs from base 321 to 1682 and encodes 453 amino acids. Gene Ontology annotation, biological process: G protein-coupled receptor signaling pathway. Gene Ontology annotation, cellular component: membrane. NCBI's taxonomy places the organism in Eukaryota, Metazoa, Arthropoda, Insecta, Thysanoptera, Thripidae. Gene Ontology annotation, molecular function: G protein-coupled peptide receptor activity. The transcript has 7 exons. The record is from RefSeq and is a predicted model, not a curated record.